GUUUUUCAGACCUGCAUCAAACGAAAUACAUAACCUCCAGUGUGACUCAAGAAAAAAUAAGGCUUCAUUAAUGUGUGGAUAAGAAGAACAUUUCAACAGAAUGGGUUCCAAUCACAGCAGUGAGAAACUCCACUGUAAUCGUUACCUGAAAGGACAGGGUCCUCAAUCACUGGAACAACAAGUAAAUGAUGGAAUGAGUUGGAGGAUCACAUCAUCAAAUUUUUAUCAACCUGAAGGCAAAAUGAGUUUGGAGAUUCUUCACAAAAACAUGCCAGGUUUCCCUGAUGCCAACACACUGAAGAUCACUUUUAUGUUUCCUAAAGGCAUACAGACAGAGAAACACCCCCACCCUGGCCAGCCAUAUGCACAGACACAGGUGUGUACGUACCUCCCUGAAAACCAUGAGGGGCGGACUGUCGGCACUUUGCUGGAGAAGGUCUUCAACCAGCAGCUUUUGUUUAUCAUUGCUACCAAUGAAAGUGGAGAAGAUGUUAUCACACCAGCCUCUGUUCCACUAAAAAUACAACAUGAAGAAGAAGGAAGCAUAAUUGAUGGCUACCUUGAUGCAAACUACCUGAAGACAUUGAGUAAAGUACUGAAAAGUAAAGGCUCAAGUAAGAGUUGAUGAGAUUCCCUUUACUGCUGAUGAUUGAAGUCACAGGCUCCUGUUUAAAGCAAAUACAUCUAUAUAAGGAUUGGCUACAAUAUUUCCAAUUUUUGAAUAAUUAAAAAAUUAGUAACAUGUUUAUGAAAUGUUUGAUGUAUUCUGCAUGGGAGGCUUGAAUAAAAAUAUGGUUAUAUGUCCAAACAGAAAAGAUUAUAUAUAUGUAUAUAUUACAUAUAUUACAUAUUAUGUAUAUAUUACAUAUAUGUAUGUUUUUUUGUUUCCAAGUGUUUGUAGUGUAUCAGAAGCAUCUCCAAAGAUGCUAAGACAUUGUUCGUCUCUUUCCUGUCUUUGUUUCCAUCUGAAACUCUACUAAGUCACAUGGAAUCUAAUGAAUGUAAGUUGGGAGAUUAACGCAUAUACAAAUAAAUUAUUUAUUAAAGUUUUUUUUUUUUUUUGCCAUAAUGUCAAUGCUGUGUGUCAAUGACUCAGCGCAAUCUGCUUAGACAGACUUUUUAAAUUACUUUGAAUAAUUAGUUGAGCAUAUUACACUGUUUUCUAAUUUGGAUCAAGUUUGGAAUGCAUGUGACUGAAUUUAAAUUGCAUAAAUAAAGGUUUUCAG
Poeciliopsis prolifica (blackstripe livebearer) is the source of this 1226-nucleotide messenger RNA. RefSeq names its product deltex E3 ubiquitin ligase 3L a (gene dtx3la). Bases 101 to 625 code for a protein of 174 amino acids. NCBI's taxonomy places the organism in Eukaryota, Metazoa, Chordata, Actinopteri, Cyprinodontiformes, Poeciliidae. The transcript is spliced from 5 exons. The record is from RefSeq and is a predicted model, not a curated record. Gene Ontology annotation, biological process: protein ubiquitination; Notch signaling pathway.